Necator americanus (New World hookworm) is the source of this 834-nucleotide messenger RNA. RefSeq lists its product as uncharacterized. The transcript is spliced from 6 exons. The coding region runs from base 1 to 834 and encodes 277 amino acids. Lineage: Eukaryota; Metazoa; Nematoda; Chromadorea; Rhabditida; Ancylostomatidae. The record is from RefSeq and is a predicted model, not a curated record.
AUGAUAUCAUUGUUCAUUCUCCUUUACACCAUUGCUGUUUCUCAUUUGCAUCCCUUCUUUGGCCAAGCUAAGUGGUUGACGUCUCGGGAUCAUCACUUCUAUAAAGAAACGCUAAAUAUGGCUGAAAACGAAAAAGGUGUACAUGUCGGAAGUGCGCCGGUGCAAGAUCCAAAGAAAGGUCACGAUCCGAGGAUUGCUCGCUUCACCGCUUCCGUUCUACUCCUCAGCACAAUCGGAUUAUCUCAAUUGAUCAGUCAACGUCUGGCUUCAGGAGGAGCGUUGCCGGUCGCGCAGCUACUCUUCCUGAUUUUUUGUGCCUUCACUCACGAGUGGAAUCUCGUGCAUGGUGAAGGUUUGACAAGGCAUCGUAGAGCCUAUUUCGACAUUGUCAAUGUGUUGGAAACAUAUCAAACACGUGCUCGUACACAUGGACAUCUGUUCCAGCCAGAUCCACCAACUCCUAUGGUAACAUUCGCUGGAGAAGGUAAUCAACCUGGAAUGACGCAUGAAGCCAGCACUGAGAAGACUGACUUUACGAAUGCUCGAGAUGCUCACUAUGCCAACAUGUUCCAAAUUGCAAUGAAAAUGAAUAAGGAGAUAGAAAUGAUGGAAAAAGCAGAGAAGGAACAAGCAGAGAAGGAACAAGCAGAGAAGGCGCAGCAGAGUCAGCAAAAAGUGUCUUCACAAGAAUCCCCGUCCUCUUCUCAGACGGGAAAACCAGCGUCCAAAGACGGUAGCAAGAAAUCUUCAAAGAAGGCAAAAGCGAGGAAGAAAGGAUCCAGCAAGAAAUCAUCAUCGAAGAAGUCAAAGAAGGCAAAUGUAGUGAAAAUGUGA